Molecule: messenger RNA, 2334 nt
Organism: Candida dubliniensis CD36
Lineage: Eukaryota; Fungi; Ascomycota; Pichiomycetes; Serinales; Debaryomycetaceae
Gene: TOP1
Product: DNA topoisomerase 1
Exons: 1
Coding region: 1-2334 (777 amino acids)
Biological process (GO): DNA topological change; chromosome segregation; DNA replication
Cellular component (GO): nucleolus; chromosome
Molecular function (GO): DNA binding; DNA topoisomerase type I (single strand cut, ATP-independent) activity
Source: RefSeq, a predicted model, not a curated record
AUGAGUUCAUCUGACGAAGAAGAUAUUGCCUUGACCAGACUUGCCAAAAAAUCAUCUUCUAUCACUUCAGCUUCCACUUAUGAAGAUGACGAUGAAGAUGAUAUCCCUUUGGCUAAAAAAUCUAGGAAGAAGCGGGUUGAGUCUGAUUAUGAAGAAGACUAUGAAGAUGAUAUCCCAUUGAAAAAAAGAAAGUUGUCUAAUGGUAGAGCAAAACAAGUUAAAAAAGAACCAAAAACUAAAUCUAAAUCUACAUCCACAAAGGACACCAAAGUUAAGAAAGAGAAAACAACAGUCAAAAAGGAAACAAAAUCUAAAAAGGAGUCUAAAACUGCCAGUAGCACCAAAGUGAAAGAAGAACCAAAAUCUCAAUCAGAUUCACAAGCAUCCGUUAAAUCGGAAACACCAGAAGAAGAUCAAGGGUAUAAAUGGUGGGAAGCCAAUGAAGAAACUGAUGAUAUCAUCAAAUGGCAAACACUAGAACAUAAUGGUGUUAUAUUCCCACCACCAUAUGAACCAUUACCAUCACAUGUCAAAUUGUAUUAUAAUAACAAACCAGUCAAUUUACCUCCAGAAGCAGAAGAAGUUGCAGGUUUCUAUGGAGCAAUGUUGGAAACUGAUCAUGCCAAGAAUCCAGUAUUCCAAAAGAAUUUCUUUAAUGAUUUUUUGGAAGUUUUAAAAGAAUGUGGUGGAUGUGGUGUUGAAAUUAAAGACUUUGAAAAAUUAGAUUUUAGUAAAAUGUAUGCUCAUUUUGAAAAAUUACGGGAAGAGAAAAAAGCUAUGAGUAAAGAAGAAAAGAAAAGAAUCAAAGAAGAAAAGGAAAAAGAAGAAGAACCUUUUAAGACUUGUUAUCUUAAUGGUAGAAAAGAAUUAGUUGGGAAUUUCCGUAUUGAACCUCCAGGUUUAUUUCGUGGUCGUGGUGCUCAUCCUAAAACUGGUAAAUUGAAACGUCGAGUAGCACCAGAACAAGUGACUUUGAAUUUGAGUAAAGAUGCCAAAAUACCUGAACCACCAGCGGGUCAUCAAUGGGGGGAAAUUAGACAUGAUAAUGAAGUCACUUGGUUGGCUAUGUGGAAAGAAAAUAUAUCUGAUUCACUCAAAUAUGUUAGAUUUGCUAACAAUUCAUCAGUUAAAGGUCAAUCUGAUUUCAAGAAAUUCGAAACUGCUAGAAAAUUAAGAAAUUACGUUGAUGAUAUUAGAAAAGAUUAUACCAAAAUGUUGAAAUCGGAAAAAAUGCAAGAUAGACAAAUGGCCACUGCUAUGUACCUUAUUGAUGUUUUCGCAUUGAGAGCUGGUGGUGAAAAAGGUGAAGAUGAAGCUGAUACUGUUGGUUGUUGUUCAUUAAGAUAUGAACAUGUAACUUUAAAACCACCAAAUAAAGUUAUAUUUGAUUUCUUGGGUAAAGAUUCAAUUAGAUUUUAUCAAGAAGUUGAAGUUGAUAAACAAGUUUUCAAAAAUCUACGAAUUUUCAAAAAAUCUCCCAAACAACCUGGUGAUGAUUUAUUUGAUCGUAUAAACCCUUCAUUAGUUAACCGACAAUUGCAAUAUUAUAUGAAAGGUUUGACAGCAAAAGUGUUCCGUACAUAUAAUGCGUCGAAAACCAUGCAAGAUCAAAUUGAUUUGAUUGAAAAUGAAGGUACUGUGGCAGAAAAAGUAGUUAAAUUCAAUGCUGCUAAUAGAACUGUGGCCAUUUUAUGUAAUCACCAGCGUACGGUCAGUAAAACUCAUGGUGACAGUAUUCAAAGAAUCAAUGAUAAAUUAAAAGAAUUUAUGUGGCAAAAAAUAAGAUUAAAGAAAAUGAUAUUACAAUUAGAACCUAAAUUGAAAAAGAAAGAUCCUAAAUAUUUUGAAGAAAUUGAAGAUUUAAUCAAAGAAGAUAUUGAACAUAUUCAUCAUACUAUUAUUAAAAGACAACGUGAACAAGUUAAAAAAAAAUUAGAACGUGAUAAUGAGAAAUUGAAACUUGAAGGUAAACCAUUAUUGACAGAAUCAGAUAUCAAAGAUAAAUUGGAUAAAAUAGAUGAAUUAGAAAAAGAAUAUAAAAAAGAAUUGAAAACAGGUAAACCAAUAAUUACUAAAAAUGCUACGGUGGAGAAAUUAAAACAACAAAUUGAAACUCUUGAAAAUAGAAUUCUUAAUGUUUCAUUCCAAUUAAAAGAUAAAGAAGAUAAUUCAGAAGUUUCUUUAGGUACUUCGAAAAUGAAUUAUAUUGAUCCAAGAUUAACAGUUAUGUUUUCCAAAAAAUUUGAUGUGCCAAUUGAAAAAUUGUUUACUAAGACUCUAAGAGAAAAGUUCAAUUGGGCUAUUGAAUCAACCGAUGAAAAUUGGAGAUUUUAG